AAAAGUAAACAGCUGCCAACACGUGCACGUUGUUUUCAUUCGUUGAAUUUCGUUGUAUUUUAAAAAAUGCAGCGAAAGGAAGUAAAUCCCUUCCAGGCACUGGGCCUGCGACCUUGGCUAGUAAAGCAGCUCACCAAGCUAGGCCUGAAAGGAGCCACUGCCAUCCAACAAAACUGUAUUCCGGCAAUCUUGUCGGGCCAGGAUUGCAUCGGAGCAGCCAAGACCGGUUCGGGAAAGACCUUUGCCUUUGCACUGCCCAUUCUAGAGCGCCUAAGCGAAGAACCCGUGAGCCACUUUGCAUUGGUGCUGACGCCCACACACGAGCUGGCCUACCAGAUAUCCGAGCAGUUCCUGGUGGCCGGACAGGCUAUGGGAGUGCGCGUAUGCGUGGUUUCCGGUGGCACCGACCAGAUGAUCGAGAGCCAGAAGCUUAUGCAGCGACCGCACAUAGUUGUGGCCAUGCCGGGUCGUCUGGCAGACCACCUCACCGGCUGCGACACCUUCUCCUUCGACAAUCUUAAGUACUUGGUGGUUGAUGAGGCCGAUCGCAUGCUAAAUGGUGACUUCGAUGAGAGCCUGGCCAUCAUCGAACGGUGUCUGCCCAAGACCAGGCAAAACUUGUUCUUCUCCGCCACCAUGAAGGACUUUAUGAAGGAGUCCAGCAUAUUUCCCAUCGCCAAAGAUUGUAUGGAGUGGUCGCAGGACUCCGAUGUGGCCACGGUGGACACACUGGAUCAGCGCUAUCUGCUGUGUGCCGACUAUGAUCGGGACAUGGUGCUGAUUGAAUCGCUGAGAAAAUACCGCGAGGAGAACGAAAAUGCCAAUGUGAUGAUCUUCACCAACACAAAAAAAUACUGCCAGCUCCUGUCGAUGACACUAAAGAGCAUGGAUAUUGACAAUGUGUGCCUACACGGCUUUAUGCGGCAAAAGGAGCGUGUGGCUGCCCUCAGUCGCUUCAAAUCGAACCAUAUUCGCACACUGAUAGCCACAGAUGUGGCUGCCCGAGGUCUGGACAUACCCAGUGUCCAGUUGGUCAUCAAUCACAUGCUGCCACGCACACCCAAGGAGUACAUCCAUCGCGUGGGCCGCACAGCAAGGGCCGGACGCAAGGGCAUGUCCAUUUCCAUAUUCCGCUUUCCGCGAGACCUUGAGCUGCUGGGCGCCAUCGAGGAGGAGAUCAACACAAAGCUCACCGAGCAUCCUAUUGACCAACGCAUGGUGGAGCGAAUUUUCAUGCAAGUGAAUGUGACACGCCGCGAGUCAGAGAUGCAGUUGGACAACAAUGACUUCGAUGAGCGUGCUCAGAACUACAGGCGCAAGACUUGGAUAAUGGAGGGCAAGGAUCCGGAUGAAAUGGAAGCGCUCUAUCGUAAAAAGCAAAAGGAUAAGCUAAAGGAAAUACGACGGAAACGGAAGCAGCAGCAGGCCGAGGCCGCAGCUAGCGAAGAGGGAAAGGCACUACUUCAGGAUGAGCGAUUCAAGUCUGUGGACAGUGCUCGCUUUGAGAAGAAGAGCAAAGGACGAAGUCAAACGCCGAGAGCUGAGACCGAAAAGAAGCCACUGAAGCGGCUCAACAAAGGCAAACCCAGUGCCCAAAAGGUCAAGACAAAACAGAGAACAAAAGUUCAGGGAAAGAUGAAAAAGUGAUUGUUAAAUAUACGUUUAUGUUAUAGCAAAA
Drosophila kikkawai is the source of this 1678-nucleotide messenger RNA. It is a transcript of the gene Dbp45A, whose product is annotated as putative ATP-dependent RNA helicase Dbp45A. The record is from RefSeq and is a predicted model, not a curated record. Gene Ontology annotation, molecular function: RNA helicase activity; nucleic acid binding; ATP binding. NCBI's taxonomy places the organism in Eukaryota, Metazoa, Arthropoda, Insecta, Diptera, Drosophilidae.